AUGCUGGAGGACCAGAAGCGUAAAGUCCACAAUUUGCGUCGGCGUCUGCAGGAAAAACGGCGGAAGGAAAUAUGGCGUGAUUUCAGUCGAAAACAGGCGGUAAUUGACAUUAAAAGACAGCUGACCGAUGGAGCUGUCAGUGACGAGCCCGCGCGCGAGGUAUUACGGAAAGAAUUUGCAGUUCCACCGGCGCAGAUUCUUCUCGUGGAGACGUUCUUCACUUGGCCCACCACCGAUUCAUUAGAGGACGAGUGGACACGGUGCAAUAAAGCCGUUGCUGCUGGAAUACAAUACUGCGGUUUUUAG
Molecule: messenger RNA, 306 nt
Organism: Aspergillus melleus
Lineage: Eukaryota; Fungi; Ascomycota; Eurotiomycetes; Eurotiales; Aspergillaceae
Exons: 1
Coding region: 1-306 (101 amino acids)
Source: RefSeq, a predicted model, not a curated record